CUCUUGGCGUUUGCAUCCAAGCUUGCCGUUCUCCAUCGACGUCUUCGAUAUUGCGUACGCUCAGCGGGGCUCUGUAUGAUAUAAGGAGCCCGUCCUGCCCUCCAGCUCAUCUUGACCUCCUCGUACUAUACGCCGUCGCAUCUAUGUCUGCCAGCCCUCAGCCAGAAGAGAACUCCUCCGUCCCGCCUCGCGAGGCUGAAGCCCUUGCUUCCGAGACACCUAUCAGUUUCGGACGCACCGUCGUUCCCGCACCUUGCUUCAACACGGAGUCGAAGACGGAUUCUCUGCUCUACGAGUACGCCGAGCACAGUUACGUCGGCGACGCCAUUAUGCUAUCCCUCAAGGACGGCAGGAAGGUUCCCGCGAAGAACCACAAGUUCACUCUCAAGAACGGUCUCACCGUCACCUACGGGCAGAUCAAUGGCCUCGCGGGCGACUUUUACGGGACAACGGAGCCCAUCAGCGACGGCGCCGACGCGCGCGCCCGGGUGUCGCGAUUCCAAGCUGCCUUCGACUCGCUCGCGGAGCCUCGCCUUCGGCAACCCGCCGAGGCUAAUGACAUCCUUGCCGUCCUGCAGGCCGAGGUCAACGCCGUUAACCAGUCCCUCCAGCAUCACACCGAUCCUUCCUUUGCAUACAGCACCCUGGCGGACGUCAGCGUCAAGCUCCAGCUUCUGACGAUGGUUCGACCCUGGCAUAUUCCCAGCUACGCGGGCUUGGCGAGGAUCAACUGGGAUCACUUCGGUGCGGACGCUCAUGCUGCCUACAAUGCAGGCCACGCCUUGGCUUUGGAGGCUGCGGCGUUUGGCGAGCUCGACAAGGCAUACGCACUCAACGCCUUCGCGGAUCACUAUCUCGAGGACUCUUUCUCAGCAGGCCAUCUACGGACGCCUCGACGGAAUUUGCACUCAACUCUUAAUCCAUUCGCUGACCUAUGUGCCAAGCAUAUGCAUGACGAGGACUGUGCAAUUGGCUUGCAGGUAAAGAACCGCGCCGGCGACUCGUGGACCUGCUACGGCGACAAGCGCGCUCUCGACGAGGUCGCCGCGGACAACAUCCACCGCACCGUGGCAGCCGUCCAGGCGUCCGCGAACGAGGUCUACACUGCUUACAAGACAGGCAAAGUCAUACCCGCGGAGCAGUAUGCCGCCUGGGAGAUCGCGCCCACCCUCGAGUCUGCGCUUGGACCUCAGUCGCUCGCACCCCUCUUUAGAUACGCGGACGCCUCGCAGAAAGUCAUCGAAGUGCGCACCGACAUCAAGAACCGUCAUAACCCACAGUACGCCACCAAGGGUUGGACAUACUGGAGUGUCCAUGACGCCGUCGAGAAGAGCGGCUGGUGGAACUAUCCUAUCCUCCAGAACGGCCCGGCGAAGGUCGUUCCCCAUACCGGCUUAGCGACCGUUGCACUUUCGGACGCGGCCGUCUCUCGCGUGUACUUCCAGAACCCCGCCGGCGACGUUCUGGAGAGCCGCCAGCAAGACGGUCUAUGGGCGAGUGACCAUCAGAAGGUGUGCAGAGCCGCGCGUUUCACGCCUUUGGCUUGCGUGCAUACCGAGGACGGAGGCGAAGUUCGGCUAUACUAUCUUGACGAGAAGUUCAAGUUGUGCGAGUAUCGCUUCGUCAAAGGGAAGUGGUACAAGGGCUCGCUGGACACUAUGAACGUCCAAUGCGAUCCCUUCACCUCCAUAGCCGCUUUUCAGUACGAGGAUGACACUGGUCGACACAUCCGUGUCUAUUGCCAGGGUCAGUUCCUCGACGUUCGGCACUUACGUUGGACUAAACCGCGCUCGUAGAGCACGAAUCCAUCGUGAUCCAAGAGUUCAUCUACAGCAGCGACAAGUGGUCCCGUGGAGCGGCCCUGCC
Molecule: messenger RNA, 1866 nt
Organism: Schizophyllum commune H4-8
Lineage: Eukaryota; Fungi; Basidiomycota; Agaricomycetes; Agaricales; Schizophyllaceae
Exons: 5
Coding region: 144-1796 (550 amino acids)
Source: RefSeq, a predicted model, not a curated record